AUGUCGAACGCGAGCGACUCUCCUCGGACGGACCAGCCUGUGGUGCCUGCAGAUCUCUUCAGGACUUCAUACCAUAGCGGCAUGGGCGACUUGCCGCUACAACAACCCCACCAGACACCGCAGGCACGCAGCUCGCCCGAGGGAUGCGGCGCCUCGUUACAGAGCCCUCGUACAGCUCGCUUUGCUGAAGCUACUACGGUACAUUCGCCCAUUGACCCAUCAUGCCGCUCGCCUUUCGCUGAUCCUCAACAAACCCAGGCCGGAGGUGUAGGCCACACUGGUUUUGGCUAUGUGGCCGCAAGUGACCCAGCGCAAUACGCGGCUGAUUCAAGACCUCCGAUGACGCCCGCGCUCGCUUCGCCACUGCGAACCGGCUUGAGAGUGCCCAAUACCGCCAAGUCCCUGAACCCUCUCAGUCCAACGUUCCGGGAAGAGUACAUGUUGGAGAAGCAGGAGAAGGAAACCGAGAAAGAGAAUGCUCGGGAUCUGCGUAUUAAACUCCGUGUCCGGAUGGCAAAGAUGUUCCUUCGGGGGGUCAACUUUUCGUGCAGUCUGAUUGUGCUAGCCCUUCUCGCUACCACUUUGACCGUCUUUGAAGCCACUAAAUCAAUCCCAACGCGCAACACCCUCCCCGCUUGGGCAGAGGGCACCAAUCCUUGGGCGCAGUAUUUGCUCCUAGGAUUGGCAAGCUUCUCCUUGUUUGCGUGCUUAAUUGUGUUCUGGGGCUACUGGAAAGGUGGGCACCGUCGGGCUGAAAAGACCACGAUCUACUACACCACUUUCUCGAUUUGCUUCUUCUUUUUCAACUUUGUGAUGUGGACUGUCGGUGCAGCCAUUUAUCAGCACUCCAAGGGAACAAACAGCAACAAGGACCUUUGGGGCUGGUCCUGUAAUCAAAACACCCGCGAGGAGAUUUACUCCAACACAAUCGACUAUGCGCUUCUUUGCCGUCUUCAGGAUUGGGGUCUCGUUUGCGCCGUCAUUGAGAUCGUUAUUGAACUUAUCGUCCUUCUUAUCUAUGGCGUCGUCGCUUAUCGUUUCUGGACCAAGCGCCGUCUGAUGAAGACCAUGGACGGACGGGACAAGGCUCGUUCUGAUCUGUACCUUGCGCAGCUGCGCAUGCAGUCCGCACCGAACACUCCUGGGUUCCCUCAGGGAGGCUACGCGAGCUAUCCGGCCAAGAAUCCGUACGUCGUCUCUGUCGACCCCCUGUCUUCAGCGGAGAAGGGCCAGGCUGAACCGACCACGACACAAUACGCGUCACCUCGUUCACCUACCCGACCAAUCUCCUCGUUCCAGCUCCAGCCGCCCCCUAGUCGCAAUCAGCCGUCCACCCCCCAGUCUCAACAAGGUGGUUUCGUGGCGAUAUCAGCGCCCAGAUCAACCUCACCACCCGCUCAGAGUGAGGCCCAGCAUUUGCCUGCGGCUCCUGGAGAGACCAACUACGGUGCUGUGCCGAUUCCAGGCGCAUACACGAGUCCCAUGAUGCCUACCUUCCCGCCUGCCGUACACCAAUAA
Penicillium oxalicum is the source of this 1518-nucleotide messenger RNA. RefSeq lists its product as uncharacterized. The record is from RefSeq and is a predicted model, not a curated record. The coding region runs from base 1 to 1518 and encodes 505 amino acids. Lineage: Eukaryota; Fungi; Ascomycota; Eurotiomycetes; Eurotiales; Aspergillaceae. The transcript has 3 exons.